Penicillium oxalicum is the source of this 2022-nucleotide messenger RNA. RefSeq names its product translation initiation factor 2A. Gene Ontology annotation, cellular component: cytosolic small ribosomal subunit. The transcript is spliced from 5 exons. Bases 1 to 2022 code for a protein of 673 amino acids. Gene Ontology annotation, biological process: translational initiation. The record is from RefSeq and is a predicted model, not a curated record. Gene Ontology annotation, molecular function: ribosome binding; protein binding; tRNA binding. Lineage: Eukaryota; Fungi; Ascomycota; Eurotiomycetes; Eurotiales; Aspergillaceae.
AUGACUGCUCCGACACAAAUUGCUUACCGAACCCUGAAGGGUAUCGGCAUCAUGGAUGCCGCUCCGGUCUACGAGCCGUUGCCUGGAUUCAACAAACCUGAAGGAAAUCUGCGUUGCGGUGCUUACUCGCCAUGCGGCCGCUACUAUGCAUGGGCCUCGCCUGACAAGUACGAAGAUUAUUUUCGUCCCCGUGCCAUGGUGACCAUCGUGGAUGCCUCCGUUGGCCAUGUGAUUUCGACUAUUCCCGCUGACAACGUCUUUGAGCUGGGCUUUUCUCCCCUCGGUUCCUACCUCAUUACCUGGCAACGCCCCACCAAGGACGCCAAUGGAGAUGCUACCAAGAACCUCAAGGUGUGGCCCGUGAUUGAGGCUGGUGACGAGCACACAAUUGUUGGCCAAUUCGUUCAGAAGUCGCAGACUGGCUGGAAUUUGCAGUACACUCCCGAUGAGAAGCUGUGUGCUCGCGUCGUGACAAACGAGGUUCAGUUCUACCAGAGUGACAACCUUUCUACCGUGUGGAACAAACUCCGUGUGGAGGGGGUGGCGGACUUUAUGCUUUCGCCCGGUCAGACCCAGUCUAUUGCGGUCUUCAUUCCCGAGCGCAAGGGUCAGCCUGCUGCCGUCAAGGUGUUUAUCGUGCCGCAAUUCGGUGCUCCUGUCUCGCAGAAGAGCUUCUUCAAGGGCGACAAGGUUCAGUUGAAGUGGAACUCGUCCGGUACUACUUUGAUUGUCCUUGCCCAGACCGAGGUGGACAAGACUGGUAAGAGCUACUACGGUGAAACCACACUGUACUUGCUGAGCGCCAGUGGGGCUUUUGAUUCUCGAAUUGAUCUCGACAAGGAGGGUCCUAUUCACGAUGUGAGCUGGAACCCCAACUCCAAGGAAUUCGGUGUUGUGUACGGUUACAUGCCCGCCAAGACCACCAUCUUCAAUGUCCGUGGCAAGCCGACGCACACGUUCCCCUUGAGCCCGCGUAACACCAUUCUGUUCUCCCCGCACGGACGCUUUGUUCUGGUUGCUGGGUUCGGCAACCUCGCGGGUCAGAUGGAUCUCUACGACAUGGAGAAGAAUUUCCACAAAAUCGCCACCGUCGAAGCCUCCAAUGCCAGUGUGUGCAACUGGUCCCCUGAUGGGCAGUAUAUCUUGACGGCGACCACCAGCCCUCGCCUGCGUGUGGACAACGGCAUCCGGAUCUGGCACGUGAGUGGCUCCCUGGUGUACAAUGAGGAGAUGACCGAACUCUAUGAUGUCUUUUGGCGCCCGCAAGACUUGGCUCAAUAUCCUCUCGGUGAUCCUUUCACCAAGUUGCCCGUGCCUCAUCCUUCUGCCACCGCAUACCUGGCCACCCGCAAAGCUCCCGUUAAGCCGGCUGGUGCCUACCGGCCUCCCGGUGCGCGCGGCCAGCUGACUCCUCUUGCGUUCAAGCGUGAGGAUCAAGGCGGUGCUGCGUACAUUCGUGAGGGCACGGCUGGUGCCGGUACAGCCGGUGUCAACGGCUUUGGCAAGCCUCGUCGUCGUGAGAUUCCCGGUGCCGAGCCUGUCGAGGAAUACCUGCCUCCAGGUGCCGCGCCUGGGGGUGGCGUUGCCCUCCCUCCGGGCGCCGACAAUGAGAGACUGUCCAAGUCUGCUGCUAAGAACAAGAAAAAGCGUGAGGCGGCUAAGAAGGCUCGUGAAGAUGGUCCCGAUACCGCGGUCCCCGCCAAUGCCCCCACCGGUCCCAACGCCAAUCGCGGCCGUGGCAAGAACAAUGGUUCCCCUGUGAACAACACCAACAAGGCUUCUCCGGCCCCUGCUGCCGCUCCAGCUCCCGCUACUGCCCCGGCUGCGGCUCCGGCCGCUGCCGCUGUGGAUCCCUCUGCUCAGGACAAGAAGAUUCGCGGUCUUUUGAAGAAGAUCCGUGCCAUUGACGAGCUGAAGAUGCGCCUGGCUGGUGGAGAGAAGCUGGAGGACACUCAGAUGAAGAAGAUCCAGACUGAGGAUGCAGUUCGCAAGGAGCUCGAGGCCGUCGGCUACAACGGUUGA